UUUCCAAUUUUCAGGGUAGGAUACAAUUUGCCUCAAAUUGUUUUUUGUGCAAAAUCAAUUAAUGUGUUAGAGUUGUAUCGCUGUAAUCUGUCCCGUCCAAGAAUUGGUGUGCAGUUGUCUUUGAGAAAAUUGUGUCUGGUGGGUGUUUAUGCAGAUGAUCAAAUGAUUGAGAAUCUCUUUGCUAGGUGCCCAUUGAUUGAGUAUCUGACAAUUGAAUCAUCUGAAGGCUUUAAAAGCCUAGAGCUAUUUGGUCUUAGCGAGCUCCAUGAAAUCAAGAUAAGCAACAAUGAUGAACUCGAAAAGGUGGAGAUCAAUGCAUUGAAUGUUCAUUCAGUAACUAUUACUGAUAUGAAAACAUGUGUGAUCAAUGUAGCCUCUUGUAAGAAUCUGAAAUUCUUACUAUUAUCAGAGCUUUCAAUAAAGGAUGAUUGGUUGUGUAGUGUAAUUUCAGAUUUUUCACUGCUCCAGUUCUUAAGCAUAACUUCUUGUGAUGAGCUAAGGAGUAUCAAAAUUUCAAGUCCUAGUCUUAAGGAAUUGGUCAUCAAUGGAUCUGAUUUGGUUGAAGUAAAGCUUGAGACUCCUAAUUUAAGCAUAUUCAAAUUUUCGGGUCAUCCAAUAUCCUUUACCUUAAAUGCUAUGGCUUUGUCAGAAACUGAUCUCUACGUCUGUGGUAAUGAUGAUGAUAUUCAGGUUGAUAUUCAGGUUUUAGUUAAGUAUGUUGAACUUCUUGCGAACUUUAAUCGGUGUUCUGAAGUGCUAAAUUUGCAACAUUGCACGGGUGCGGUUUUCAUUGUUCCUAGAGAAUGGCGGCAAAUCUUACAUCCCCCUUUAUGCGGUGUCAAACAUUUGAACCUCAAAAUAGAUGAUCUGUUUGAUUUUACAAUUCCCGACCUAGUGGACAGCUUGCUCUGGCUUUCACCUCAUAUAGAGACUAUAUCGAUGAGUUUUCACUUAGGUGACAGUCAUAAGUAUUCUUUUCAGUUCUCAUACAAGGAGCAGCUUAUUCACGAAGGAAAGACUCCUAGUUGUUGCCAAUCCCUUCCCAUUUCAUGUUGGCAGAAUUGUCUCAAGGGAGUUAAGAUUGAACAUACUGCGACAUUUUUUUCUCAGCCUGCUUCUGUAGACAGGUUCUCUUUAGAGAGGAAGACCUUGGAGAUGCAUACUUAUGGAGAAAGUUUCUAUUUUCAUGACAAUAUCUGGGAGGAGCUUAAUCAUCUUGAUUUGAAUUUGAGGGAAAAGUUUAGUUAUCUGUUUGAUGUCAAUAGCAGCUAAGAAAUUCUUGUUUCAUUAUCGAAUUCUUGUGUAACGUUGGGUAACUUUGAAUAGGUAUCAGUUUUUUGACUUAAACUUUCAU
Molecule: messenger RNA, 1354 nt
Organism: Pistacia vera
Lineage: Eukaryota; Viridiplantae; Streptophyta; Magnoliopsida; Sapindales; Anacardiaceae
Exons: 3
Coding region: 163-1272 (369 amino acids)
Source: RefSeq, a predicted model, not a curated record